Molecule: messenger RNA, 1678 nt
Organism: Sphaeramia orbicularis (orbiculate cardinalfish)
Lineage: Eukaryota; Metazoa; Chordata; Actinopteri; Kurtiformes; Apogonidae
Gene: rnaseh2a
Product: ribonuclease H2, subunit A
Exons: 9
Coding region: 91-1017 (308 amino acids)
Biological process (GO): mismatch repair; DNA replication, removal of RNA primer
Cellular component (GO): ribonuclease H2 complex
Molecular function (GO): RNA binding; RNA-DNA hybrid ribonuclease activity
Source: RefSeq, a predicted model, not a curated record
GAAAGCGUAAAAUGCGACGUGUUGACGUCAUCGGAGGGGCGCCAAAUCUGCAACAGCACGAAGUGGAGAGGAGUCCGAAAGGCAUCAGUCAUGGAUCUUGGCCCCUUUGAUGCAGAUAACUCUGUCAGCUGCAGACUAUCCUCUCACAUCCCCGAUGUCUGCAAGACCGAGGACUGCUGUUUGGGUAUCGACGAGGCAGGCAGAGGACCUGUGCUAGGCCCGAUGGUGUAUGGAAUAUGUUUCUGUCCCGUUUCGAAGAAGGAUGAUCUGAAGGACUUGAAAGUGGCAGACUCCAAGACUCUGACAGAAACAGAAAGAGAAAAUCUCUUCCAAAAACUGGAUGAAGCCAGGAGCUACAUUGGCUGGGCUCUGCAGAUUCUCUCCCCUAACACCAUCUCUACCAGCAUGUUACAGAGGUCAAAAUACAACCUAAACGCACUGUCACAUGAUACAGCGAUUGGUCUAGUACAGUAUGCCUUGGAUAGUGGAGUACAGCUGACAGAGGUUUUUGUGGACACAGUAGGCCCUGCAGAGAAGUAUGAAGAAAAGCUCUCCCAGCUCUUCCCAGGUGUUAAGGUUACAGUGAGGCCAAAGGCUGACUCGCUUUUCCCUGUUGUUAGUGCAGCCAGUAUCUGUGCAAAGGUGGCCAGGGACCGGGUUGUAAAAGGCUGGAACUUUGCUGAACAACUUGGGGAAGUGGACUCCGACUAUGGCUCAGGAUACCCAAAUGACCCAAAGACUAAAGCGUGGCUGCUGAAGUAUCUGGACCCAGUAUUUGGCUACCCACAGUUUGUUCGCUUCAGCUGGAGCACUGCCCAAACCCUAAUGGACAGCAAAUCUGUGACAGUCCACUGGGACGACGAUGAUGAGGAUGGAGAAAAGGCUGCACAGCGGCAGAACAACAGGUCCAUGUUGUCGUACUUCAGUGCUUCAUCUGGGGCAAACGACCAAACCCCAGCUCACCAGCCUCACCGCUUCUUUACUGAUCGGAGACUGAAAAGUCUUGACGCACUGUAAAGAUCACACAUUACAUGACACACACAGUAUAUCCCAGUAUGUCCCACUGUGGGAUUUUCAUGCACAGCAAAGCAGGUCAGUUUUGGAUACAGAUGUGAAUGGACUAUGUCGGUGGUGGGAUGUUGUAUCACCAAUGCAAACUGUCUUUUUGUUAUGUUUGGUUUUGUAUAUAAAUAUAUUUUUAAACUGUAUUCUUUCUCAGAGCCUUUAUUUAACUUUGUUGCAUGUUUUGUGUGCAGAAAAAAAGCCUCAUAGUUUGACUUUAAUUACAAUGCUGCCCUCUAGUGGCAGUUUGACGAUAUACAUCUGGGGUUUCACAAGCAUCAUCAGUGACCCAUAAGGGAUCAUUAGCUCUAGCAUUUCCACAGUGUGGAAUUUAGAGAAAUACACAAUAAACACAAAAAUAUAACAGCAAAUAUGUCUGACAGAAUUAAACUACCAGUCUCUUAGAUAUCAGUUUUAUUCUCUUUGGUGGCUCCUAUUGGUGAAAAGUGGUAAUUUGUUUUUUAACUGCACUUUAUAGAGGUGGUCCAGUGUGAUGUCAUCCAGUCUGUCAGCAAUUAAAGUGUUUGGUUUGUCCAGGUGUUCAGUUUUUCCCACAGAAUUAGAUGUUAGGCAACACACAGUGAUGGUCCACAGUGGGACUGACUGACUUAACUUG